Molecule: messenger RNA, 660 nt
Organism: Diutina rugosa
Lineage: Eukaryota; Fungi; Ascomycota; Pichiomycetes; Serinales; Debaryomycetaceae
Exons: 1
Coding region: 1-660 (219 amino acids)
Cellular component (GO): nucleus
Source: RefSeq, a predicted model, not a curated record
AUGUCCUGCCAACACGAACACGACCACGCUCCGCCUCCAUUACCUACCAACGCCUCACAAAACCUCCACUCACGAAUUGACACCCAUCGUGUCACCGCCCUUAACCUCGCCAACCCCACCGAGGAGUUGGCCCACUUGUUCCGCAAUCCCGCCGAUCGCAACAAGUUGGUGCCGGUCACUAAAAGCGACGCUGAUGCUCAGCUUAUCAUCAACAUUCCGUUCACGAAUAGCUCGGUAAAGUUGUUUUCCAUCAUCAUUCGUUCUAACGGUUCUGACUACUGUCCUCGUCAUAUUAAGCUUUACAAAAAUGACAAACAGAUUGAUUUCGACACCAAUAAGAAGCCGCUCUACACUCUAGAGCACCCUCGAGUCGGCGUAAUGUACAAUGACGAGGAAGACAUGCCCGAGCUGGUAGAUGACGAGGACUCGUUUGUCGAGCAUUUUUUGCCUCGCCACAAAUUUAGUGGCGUGCAACAGUUGACAUUGCUCAUUGAAGAUGCCUACGGUGAUGAGGAUGAAACGUGGCUUCACUACAUUGAGCUUCGAGGCGAAGCCACCGACUUAUCUAAGGACCCCGUCAUCACCAUCUACGAAUCCGCCGCCAACCCCGCUGACCACAAAAAGGUUGAAAAUGAGCUUAAAAAUACCAUGGGCAUAUGA